This is a messenger RNA of Bufo bufo (common toad), 2066 nucleotides long. It is a transcript of the gene GADL1, whose product is annotated as glutamate decarboxylase like 1. Gene Ontology annotation, biological process: carboxylic acid metabolic process. Gene Ontology annotation, cellular component: cytoplasm. Lineage: Eukaryota; Metazoa; Chordata; Amphibia; Anura; Bufonidae. Bases 165 to 1739 code for a protein of 524 amino acids. The record is from RefSeq and is a predicted model, not a curated record. The transcript has 15 exons. Gene Ontology annotation, molecular function: carboxy-lyase activity; pyridoxal phosphate binding.
ACUCAGCAAAGCCAGGGUGGGGACAGGGACACUGACACCAGACACCUGUAAAUUAUUCACUUGUGCUGUGAACACCCGCACUGAUUUCCUCUGGGACUGAGAAUUCAUUUGGGGAGCCCAUAGGAGAAGCAAGCAGAAGUCACCUUGGAAAUCCAGAGGCCAGAAUGACCAGCAGCCAGAACAUACACACUACCGGGCAGAUGGAGGCUGAUCCGAGCCCACAGGAGACAAAGGGGGUGAAGAAAAAUGCAGUACUCAUGGAUAGUGUUGUACUCAAUGGACCAAUAAUUGACAGCGAUUCUGGAGAAAAAUUUGUGGAAGAGGUUUUUAGGAUACUGAUGAAUGAAGUUGUAUAUAAGGCAACCGAUGUCACUGAAAAGGUCUGUGAAUGGAAAGAUCCAGAGCAACUUAAGAAACUUCUAGAUGUAAAUAUAAAAGACAUUGGAGAACCUCAUCAGAAACUAUUACAACUCUGCCAGAAUUCUAUUAAAUACAGCGUCAAAACAAGUCACCCAAGAUUCUUCAAUCAGUUGUAUGGUGGACUGGAUCAUUACUCUUUAGCAGCACGUUUUAUUACUGAAGCUUUGAACCCAAGUGUAUACACAUAUGAAGUAUCACCUGUGUUUAUACUAACUGAAGAGGCUGUCUUGUUAAAGAUGAUGGAAUUUCUAGACUGGAAAGAGGGAGAUGGUAUAUUUAGCCCAGGUGGCUCGGUAUCCAAUAUGUAUGCUGUAAAUUUAGCGAGGUACAAGUAUUGUCCUGACAUAAAAGAGCAUGGACUGUCAAGCGUUCCCCGGCUUGUCAUGUUUUCUUCAGAAGAGUGUCACUACUCCAUGAAGAAGGCAGCUGCUUUCCUUGGUAUUGGCACACACAAUGUGUAUUUUGUUAAGGCUGAUGAUCAAGGAAAAAUGAUACCAGAAGACUUGAAUAAACAAGUACAGAACGCAAAAGAAGAAGGAGCUGUGCCAUUCCUUGUUGUUGCCACAUCUGGCACUACAGUGUUAGGAGCAUUCGAUCCUUUGGAUGAUAUUGCAGACAUCUGUGAGGAGCAUAAACUUUGGUUCCAUGUGGAUGCAUCUUGGGGGGGGUCAGCACUAUUGUCUCGGAAAUAUAAGAAAUUGCUUCAUGGUAUCAGCAGGGCUGAUUCAGUGGCGUGGAAUCCUCAUAAAAUGUUAAUGGCUGGGUUACAGUGCUGUGCCCUGCUAGUGAAAGACAAUACGGAUUUGCUUAAAAGAUGUCAUUCAGCGGAAGCCUCCUAUCUCUUCCAGCAGGAUAAAUUCUAUGAUGUUCGAUAUGACACCGGGGACAAGUCUAUUCAGUGCAGUAGACGAGCAGAUGCAUUCAAAUUCUGGCUGAUGUGGAAGGCUUUAGGGACCUUAGGACUAGAGGAGAGGGUAAACCGUGCUCUAGCAUUAUCCAAAUAUCUAGCUAAAGAAAUUAAGAAGAGAGAUGGAUUUGAACUUCUUUGGGAGCCAGAAUAUGCAAAUAUCUGUUUUUGGUACAUUCCGCCAAGUUUAAGAAAAAUAGAAAAUAAGGGACCAGAAUAUUGGCAAAGACUGAACCAGGUAGCCCCCACAAUUAAAGAGAGAAUGAUGAAAAAAGGAAGUAUGAUGAUAGGAUAUCAACCUCACCGGGAUAAAGUUAAUUUCUUCCGUCACAUAAUCAUCAGUCCCCAAGUUAGCCGUGAAGACAUGGACUUUGUACUGGACGAGAUUGAACUACUUGGCAGAGACUUGUAACUGUGGCCUAGCAGCACGAUGUGCUGCUCUUGCUUGGGUUUUAAAGUCAGAGGGGCAGCAUUACAAACUGAACAACCAUCGCAAAUAGUUAGACAAGACUGCUAUCCUCUAAUAUAAUAAUGUAUUUUGUGACUAAUUUUUAUGCUACUUAUAAAAUAUUGCAAAAAACAAUCAAUACUGAGAAAAAGCUAUAGAGAAUGAAAGAAGAGAUUACCAUUUUCUACUUUAAGGCCUCUUUCACACGGGCGUCGUGUGUGAGGGCAGGAUAGGAUGUGGGUGCGUCGUGGGAAAAUGCACGAUUUUUCCGCGCGAGUGCAAAGUGUUUUU